UACCAGAACCCGAGCAAGAGGACUCAGAGGGCAUCAGGGCAGUGGGGCUGGAGCAGCAGCACCACAGCACAGCACACGGUUCCUCUCCAUGAUAGCAGGGUUAUGCCUGGUGUCUGGGUACAGUGGAGGAGCACAGCUUGUUCCCACCAGCCACAGCAUCUCCUUUCUCUGGCCCUACAGAUGCCACCACAGUUGUACUUAGCCUCCAUGAACCAUGUACCUUUGCUAUUUAGGAAGCUGCCAUUCAAACUUUCCAGCUCCUGUGUGCAGCUGAACCUGGUGCUUUCCAAACACCCUGUGCCACCCACCCAAAGCACAUGGGUGCACUGGGACCCAAAUUUCAUGGACUGUUCCAGGUCCCAAUCCUCCCAUGUGUGCAUGGGACAAGCCCAUACCGCACAUCCUCUAGAGCUGUCCCUCUCAAAACUCAUCUUUUAGUUCACAUUUAUAUCACACUCAGCAACACAAAGCCCAGGUAACUUUCUCUUCUCCCCCCUGUAGGAACCAUAGCCUCUACGGACAUGGGGCUCCUGCUGAGAGAUGAUGUUUUUGUUGAUUUUUUCAACACAUUUCUGAAUCUUCCGGUUUUUGGCCAGACACCCAUUUACAUCAGCAGCAUGGGCCAGUGGGACCUCUGGCCAGAGCUGCCAAGCCACUUGGAACCCGGCCCCGCGGCGUUACUGGCUUGGCUGGAAAAGCACCGGCUGCCUCACUUCUGCAGAUCCAGCCUGUGCCUCCACCUUGUCCUCUGCCAGAAGCUCCUGGGUUUCAUUCGGUCGGGGGAAGCAGCAAAGCUGCUGAACUGGCAAAGAGCUGACCGGUGGCUGUUGGAGAAGUGCAUCAGCGGGAGCCAGGGCAUGUGGAACUUUCGGGCCUUCAUCCAAGGAACAGCAGGGGAAGAACUGACCAACUUCUGGCUCACCACCGAAAGGCUCCUGGGGCUUGACGAGUCAGACGCAAGGCAGAGGGACCUCUACAUGUCCUUGCUCCACAGGCUGAAAGCCACUCACCUGCGUGAAGGCUCCAGCGUCAUCACUCUCUGCAGGACCAUCGUUGGGUUGCUGCCAAAAGCCAGGCACAUUCAGCCCAUCAGCACCAGGAGGGACAUCCUAAGCAAGAUGCAGGAACAGGCCCUCUUUAUGAUUCAGAGUUACUGGCUCCCUAAAUUCUUCAUCCACUGCAAGAAGGGCAUGGAGGAAGAGAAAUCGUGCUGGCCUCUGCUGCAGGAAUAUCAGGACCGUUUAUUACGGGCCAACUCGCAGGAGCCCUCAGGCUUUUCGGAGAAUCUCUUCAUGAUGCAUAUUAAAAGGAGCCAGGGUUUGUCAGGGCCCUACUGCAGCAAGAAGGCCAAAGCGGAGAUCUGGACUCUGGUCAAGGAGGGAAGAGACACCCAAGAAAUGAAGAUGCCCAGUUUUCAGGUGCAACGAGAAAGGCAGCCAGGGCCAGCUGGGAGCACAAAGGAAUCACGUCCGGAUAAGGAUGCUUUGGGAUCGAUUACUCAGCAUUCAGAGCAUCCUGCAAACACUGCCUUUCGAGGCAAAGGAGGAGCAGCCUCUCCCAAAAGACCUAGACCCAGUGCAGAGCAGGUCCUUCAUCUGGAAGACCUCUGUGAAGAGAAAGUCCUCUCUAACUUGCAUUCCUCUGCACCCCUUGUCCAUCUGCCAUCCCUGAAAAAGCCGGUCAAGACCCUGAGUUUCCUUCCCUGGGCCCUUAGUGCUGAGACCUGUGCAGGUCGGCCCUUCAGGGACUUCUUGAAGUGCCAGGACCGGCCUGUGGAGACUCAUCUCCUGGAUCUGUGGCAUGACCUGGAGGAAUUUCUGCCCGUGGUGCUGGACCCCAGCAGAGAAAACUGUUUCUUCCUGCGUCAUAUGAUCGGGAAGAAGAUAUGCAAGACCUACCUGGAGGAGGGCACCAUCCAGCAGCUUCCCUUGGAGACCAGGACUCUCAGGAGCUUGCGGAACCAUCUGAUGUCUGGAGAAUUCUCCCCCUGGAUAUUCAGAGCCCAGAAGGAGAUUUGCAAGGUGCUCUGCAGCUUCUAUGAAGAAUUUCUGGCUGACGAUGACAAGACGUUCCUCCAGUCUAUGUCUCUGCAGAGUGAUGUCCUAAUGCCUAAGAUGCAAGGCCAUGCUGUUGGGAAAGAUGAAUGUUUCCUCCUGUCCCAGCGGACAAACAAAUCCUUGAAGCUGAGCCAGGCCUUGCAUGGCACGAAGAACUUGGAAGGUCUCUCCUCCAAGCACUGGCGAUUAAUUGCGACUCAGGACCUCCGGAAAGGGGGCUCCAUCCAGGCAGAGGUGGAACCUCUCCUGUGCAGGACCGACUCCCAGAAGAUGACGUCAAAUGUGCUUGCUGUUCAGAAACCCUUGCUGGCUGUGGAUAGCCCAAGCAAGGAAAAUGAGCUUCUGUGUCUCAAAAGCCCAUUACUUGCUGUUGAACCCGAGAACAGAAAGAAGAUGACUGUUCCUGUGAGAAAAACGAAAUCAAGCACGACAAAGUCCACCACUGUUACAGUAGAGAAGCCAUCUAGAAGACCCAGGCACUUCAUGAAAGUACUGCACAACCCUGCCCACCUGCAGUUCUUCAAGCAGUUCCUCAAGGAGCGCAAAGCAGAUGAACCACUGCGUUUCUGGAUGGCCGUGGAGAGGCUAGUUGCAGAGACCAACCCCAAGACGAAGAGCUUCCUCAUUAACAGCAUUAUCAGAAAUUAUUUCCAUGCCAAAAUCCCAGCUGAGGAACAGCUGGAUUGCCACACUUCUAUCAUCAAAGAAAUAAAUGAGGCUGAAACAGUCAGCCCCUUGAUGUUGAUGACGGCACAGAUCUUUGUCCAGAAAGCAAUGGAAAAACGAUGGUUUAAAGAGUACCAGGACCUGUUCCCCCCGAGCGAUACGCAUAAGUCUAACCUUUGUUUGCAGCAUGGGAUGAGGAACUUCAUAACAGACAAGCUGCGGUGGGCCUGGUAUGCCAUUCAAGACGUGGUCAAGAGCAUCUGCAAGUUCCGGAGAGAGAUGGGCAAUGACAAAUGCCGUGCGGAGUUUGAGGACUUUCUCCGUCGGGAACUAGGAAAUGAGGAGGAAAACUUGCCCAUCAGCUCGAUGCGGAGCAGCAGCACCGUGAGCACUUGCCGCUCCCACACGGCCUCUACCAGCACCCCACCAGACAAGGAGGUGGUACUAGUGAAACGCCACCUGUUUAACAGCCAGCUCAUUACUGUCAACUUCCUCGUCGAUGACCUCCGGUUUUAUCUGGAGAUCGACAAGUUUUCCAGGCUGGCUGAUUCAGUUGAAGCUCUGGCAGCCCGCAACAUGCAGUCAGAAAAGGAAGUUGCUUUUCUCAAAAGGAAAGUCACCAUCAUCAGCAAACUCUUCCUGAACUCUGAUAUUCCCCCCAAACUGCGGGUAAACAUCUCUGAAGAAGAGAGAGAUUUAAUCUGGAGUUUAUCUUCCAAGGGGCUACUGAACCGUGUCCUCUACCACAGGGCCAAGGUCAUCAUCUUCCCCAUCCUGAUGCACUUCUGGAGAAGGUUCUGCACCUGGAAGGUGAUGAGGAGCUUUCGGGUCUCUGCGAAGGACAGGGUGCCAAUCUCUUUGCCCAGUACAAAAACCUCCUCUGAAUCAUCUGACAUCUACAGUCCAAGCAAUCACACCGUCAUUGUCUUCACGCUCCUGAAAGGGGUCCAGAUCCUGCUGCCCCGGCCCCAGAAGAAAAUGGAGCCACUGGAGGAGCAAAAAGAUUCAGAUCAAAGUCUUGAUAAAAGGCUCUCAUUCAGCAAGUCUGCCUCUGGUCCUGCAGAGCAGGCACUGAGGAAAGGACAGACCUCUGAGGAAGAACAGACCUCCCAACACACUGUCCACGCCAAGCAGGACAGGGGUGUGCCCCAAGGAAGCUGAGCAGCCCAGACACACUGCAUAGUUUGCACUUAAUCAGCAGUAAGACCUAAAAAUAAAGCAACUCACGGCAUCCUCCAGCCUGCAUGGUAACAUAGCACAGCAGCUUGCACCUCUGCAACUACAGCAGGGACAUGCCACGACGCGUGUUUCCACCUGAGGAGAUAUCCUUGUCCACACGCCAGUCUCCUUCCUCAUAUGUAUCUGUAAUGCAUUGCCCAUAGCUGGGACCCAGUAACAGUGUAAAUAUCACACUGGGUGCACAGCACAACACCACCUUUGAGGUCUUUCCCAAGAAAUUUGAAAGGUGCUUAAAGCCACAAAGCAGUCAACAGUAAAUACUUUGCCCGAAGAAGGGGCUCCUCAAAGACCACCCAACCCUAGAAGCUGCUCCAGCCCUGCUGCGCAGUGAGCCAUGCUUCUCACCAAAGACUGGGAUUGCUUUCCUCUGCUCAGCAUGGCUUACAGCCUUCUCUCAGCUCCUCACCCCUCCACAGUUUCCACACAAAUUAAAUACCUCCUGUGGGUGGCAAGGCUAAGAGAGCCCACCUGGUUUACUACUCAGCUGUUCCUGGGUGGUGAGAUGGUGCCUGUCUUGCCAAAGCCUUUCUGAUUCUCCGAUCAAAAUCGGCUCGUGCCUGACUUGGGGCCUGGGUGUGUUUUUUUUAAAAGCCAGUGUGUUUACAAAGCACUAACCAAAUCAUAUCAGACCUUCAUUUUCCCCAGGUGAAACUGAGUUGAAGUGGCUUUGCCCAGUCACCAGGAAGCUGCAGAAAUUCCAAAUGUUCAUUUGACCUCACGAAGAAACAACCAUGACCUUUAUCGCACCUUGCCUCUGAUAGCUCCCUUGCAAGCUCUCAGCUUUGUAAUUUUGAG
Harpia harpyja (harpy eagle) is the source of this 4757-nucleotide messenger RNA. RefSeq names its product regulator of G protein signaling like 1 (gene RGSL1). The record is from RefSeq and is a predicted model, not a curated record. Lineage: Eukaryota; Metazoa; Chordata; Aves; Accipitriformes; Accipitridae.